Molecule: messenger RNA, 972 nt
Organism: Seminavis robusta
Lineage: Eukaryota; Bacillariophyta; Bacillariophyceae; Naviculales; Naviculaceae
Source: the annotation of a GenBank genome assembly
AUGGGCUUGGACCUUGACCUUCCCGAAAUGAUGGACGAGAACGGCGACCCCUUUCUUCCCCCUCUCUCACUCCGGAGACUUCGAGCGGCUAGUCAGAGAAUUGACGAGAUCAAUGCGAGGAGCGAUUGCAUUCAAAAGGGUUCGGAUGACGAGGAGUUCCAGUUGAGGAUGAAAAUCAUGAAGCACAUUGCAAACGACAACGCUUAUGCCGUCAAAAACUUACUCAUCAACAAAAUUUGGGUUCCGGGAUCCUAUAGGAUUCCUUUCGAUACAAACCCGGGAUUCUUCGUUCUCCCAUGCAUCCCUCCCAACGACGCAAAGGACUGGACACCUGGUGGCAGGGGAUUCAACGCUCGCGAAGAGGGACGGGUUGUAUCAGAGGCCCAGCCAGGAGAUCUGAAUUGUGCGCGGGACCUGCUGACUGCAACGAUCAAGGCACUUGCAGAGAGCGCUACUCGUGAAGGUUGUGUUCGCCCUUUAGAUCUGAUUGGCAGUGAAGACAAUGCAAGGGGGAUGGAGCAGGUUCUUGAAGAGCUCGCUACUCGGACGGUCCGUGUGCCAGAGCGACAUGUUACUGGAUUCAAUGUCUUGAAAGUGAAACUUCAGAAUAGCUUGGAUUACAAAGUCCCCGAUCCCAUGCUUCUUGCAAUGAAGGCAGCCACAAAUUGGUAUUACAUGAUGACUGGCCUGAAGCUGCUUCCGGCCUGUAAGCCUCCAGAAGACCCUCUGAAGGAAGAGAUACGCAUCGCGAACGAGGAAAUUUGCGAGGAGUUGCGAGAGCAAGAUCUCUGCCCUGAGACGUGGGAAGAUCUCGCCAAGGGUCUUGGCCAGCCAUUGACGCCUGACAAUCGUCCAGCACACGUUUCGUUGCAAGAGACAGCAGAGAUGUCUGAUCUGGAUUCAACCAACAGAGAACUGAGUCCUUGUGAGCUUUUAGCUUUGUACGAUGAAAUCGAAGCUUGGGCUCUAUGA